Messenger RNA from Trichomycterus rosablanca, 2032 nucleotides. RefSeq names its product membrane bound O-acyltransferase domain containing 2a (gene mboat2a). The record is from RefSeq and is a predicted model, not a curated record. Gene Ontology annotation, biological process: lipid modification. Bases 4 to 1518 code for a protein of 504 amino acids. The transcript is spliced from 13 exons. Gene Ontology annotation, cellular component: membrane. Gene Ontology annotation, molecular function: acyltransferase activity. NCBI's taxonomy places the organism in Eukaryota, Metazoa, Chordata, Actinopteri, Siluriformes, Trichomycteridae.
AACAUGUCUACUGAAACGACGUCUUGUACGGGCUCCACUUUACUGCAGCCUCUCAGCGACAUGGUAGAUCUUCCCUUAGAUCAGGUAAACUUUGUGGCGUGUCAGCUUUUCGCUUUGGUCACAGCCUGUUGGUUCCGACUCUAUCUGCAUCCCAGUAAGACCAGUCCCUUUAUUCGGCAUGUGGUGGCCACACUGCUGGGUUUCUACUUAGCCCUCUUCUGCUUUGGCUGGUAUGCCUUACACUUCCUGGUUCAGAGUGGACUCACGUACGGCAUCAUGAUUUUCACUGGAGUGGAGCACAUGCACAGAUACUGCUUUGUGGUCGCUCUGGGCUACCUCACACUGUGCCAGAUCACCCGGAUCUAUGUGUUUGACUACGGCAUGUAUUCAGCAGACUUCACUGGCCCCAUGAUGGUAAUCACACAGAAGAUCACCAGUCUGGCUUUUGAGAUUCAUGACGGUCUAGCGAAAAAGGAGGAGCACCUCAAGCCCAGUCAAAAGUAUCUCGCUGUCAGGAAGAUGCCUAGUCUGUUGGAGUAUUUGAGUUAUAACUGCAAUUUCCUGGGCAUCCUGGCAGGUCCCACAUGCUCCUACAAUAACUACAUAGCCUUUAUUGAAGGGACUGGUUACCAGCAGAAACAUGUAGAGACCAACGGCAAGGAGAAUGGCAAAUGCAAGCAGACUGACCCUUCACCUAAGAGAGACGUCUUUGUGAAGCUGGGCACCUGCGCUCUUUGUCUGGUGGUCUACUUGACCUUCUACCGCAUUUGUCCAGUUGAGCGAGUCAUCGGGGACCCCUCCAUCACCUCACAGCCCUUCUAUGUGCACAUCAUCAUGCUCUACCUGUCUAUGCUGUCUUUACGACCCAAAUACUACUUUGUGUGGACGCUGGCCGACGCCAUUAACAACGCAGCUGGCUUCGGCUUUAACGGUUACAACAAAGACGGCACUCCGAGAUGGGACUUAAUAUCAAACCUGAGAAUACUGGACAUAGAGUUGGCGACCAGCUUCAAGUCAUUUCUAGACAACUGGAACAUUCAGACAGCACUCUGGUUAAAAAGAGUGUGCUACGAGCGAUGUCCGUACCACCCUACAGCAGCUACUUUCCUGCUCUCUGCCGUGUGGCACGGAGUAUACCCAGGCUACUACCUCACCUUUGUCACAGGCAUCACCGUGACCCUAGCAGCCCGGGCAGUACGACACAACGUAAGGCAGCACUUCCUGGGCUCGUCCACUCACAAGCUCAUCUACGAUGUGAUUACGUGGGCCAGCACGCAGAUCGCUAUAAGCUACACUGUAGUGCCAUUCGUAGUGUUGGCAGUGGGACCUACGCUGAAAUUUUAUUGGUCGUGGUACUUCUGUCUUCACGUAACCUGCGUCCUGCUGGUCCUAGCUCUCCCCGUGAAGCGCAGAUCGUCACGAGAGAAACUGCAGGACAAACCCAUCCAGCCGGCGGAGGACGACGGCGAAUUCUCCAGCACAGACAGCAACUGCAACCAGAAACAGAAAACGUCCUGAGGAUCGCACCCUGCCUCCUCUCACACCUCUCCAGAACUCACAUCAACACCUGAGAGCCAGGGUGUCAUUCUCUUUCUCUUUCUCUAACUAACCAGAAUGGAAUGUUACUAAAAUAUCAAGGGCCAUCAGAACACACGAGCGCCAGUGGUGAAGCCUGCGUGCGGGAGAGGCACUGUUUGUCACUUUACAAUAGCCAGAAACUCCUUAGUGGGCGUCGACCAGUUCGGGGCUUUAAUCUGUCAAUGAGAUUUGCCAGUAAGAAGAAUCGAUUUGGUCCAAAUGGAGCAUUUUGAUUACAAAUGAAUCUGAAGUUGCCUUAGAAACCCUCUAUCUUCUAUCUAACACUCAGCAGACUGGUGAUUGAGGAAAGAACAUUUGCCCAACCGAGGCCAGCUUUUGCAGUACCUAGAGGGUGUUUUUUAAACAAUUGUCUGUUUAACAGUGCGUCUUUGGUGUGAAGGAUUUAUUUAACUGGGUUUUUAUAAAGGGAUAAUUUGAUGCCAAUCUCUCAUAA